CUUAGUGCUAACUUAAAUUGCUUUUUGUAUUUAUGCAUUUCAGAACCAAGCUUUGUUGGCAUGGAAAUAGUACCUGAAAGUGAGUUUAGUCCAGAUGGAGAUGAUGAUAAAAUUUAUGUGUUCUUCACUGAAACAGCUGUUGAGUUUGAAUUCUAUGACAAGAUUCUGGUGUCCAGAAUUGCCCGAAUCUGCAAAGGUGACCUUGGUGGGAAGCGCUUACUGCAGAGAAGAUGGACUUCGUUUUUAAAAGCCCGACUUUCCUGCUCCAUUCCAGAACUCGACUUCCAUUUCAAUAUCAUUCAGGACAUCUUUUUCCUUAGGAGAGCAAAGUGGCAGGACAGCGUCUUCUACGGAAUUUUUUCCCAGCAGUGGGGCAGGUUGGACGUAUCAGCUGUGUGUGCAUACGGCAUGGCAGGCAUUCAGGAAGCCUUCUCCAAAGGAAGCUACAGGGGCCCCAUAGCUGUGGAGCAUUCCCACGUUAGAUGGAUGGCAUUUAGAGGAGAGGUGCCAGUUCCACGUCCUGGUGCUUGUAUUGAUAAUUUUGCCCGGAAUCUGGGGUAUAAUACAUCUUCUGACCUGCCUGACAAAGUCCUGCAGUUUGCUAGAGAUCACCCUCUGAUGGAUGGCUCUGUAAAUCCAGUCGGUGGUAGGCCUGCACUGCUGAAGAGGAGCUCAAACUACACCAGGAUUGUGGUAGACAGAGUUACUGGCCUGGAUAAGCAGACCUACGAUGUUAUGUUUCUAGGAACAGAUGAUGGAUAUUUGCAUAAAGCUCUCAAUUGCGAUGGAGAAAUGUUCAUUGUGGAAGAGCUGCAGCUGUUUCUGUCCCCUGAGCCUGUGCAGUUCCUGCAGCUGUCUGCUAAAAAGGGGAUGCUCUAUGUGGGGUCCCUGUCUGCAGUGCUGCAGCUUCCAGUUUCGGGCUGCCAGCGCUACAAGCACUGCUUGGAUUGCGUCCUGGCCAGGGACCCGUACUGCGCCUGGUCUCAGGCUGCCCGUGCGUGUGUUCUGCUGCCACAUCAGCCUGCUGAUACACAGAAUUUAAUUCAAAAUGUGAAAUAUGGGGAUGCUUCUGGCUGCCUUAGUGCAGAUCUACACGGACAGAUCCGUGAAGCUGUGUCAUUAACAAGUAGAAGAACUGAGGUUUACAAAGAUUGAUCUGUUUAUGUGUGCCCACAUUUGAAGGUGAGCCAAAAGCACAUUAAAACUUGUGGUCCCGUAUCUUUUGGUCACACCUCAGCAGGAGUAAGGCCAGCAGAGGCACCCUGCCCCUGUGUUGGACCUCUUAGUCGUGGGAUUUCUUUGUCUUUGCUUAUGUGUCCAUUACCUGUUUUCAGACUGGCAGGUUCAGUGAUGUGUUCUGAGCAUGCAUCUGCUUUUGUACGUUCAGCUAAAUCUUCGGUGUUCUUACUUAAAACAUUAUCUUCAUAAUUGCAGAGAAUGAUGUGAGAAAACACCUCUUUACUCUUGGAAACAAUGUUCAUCUUAAAUGUGUUCCUCUUUCAAAUCUGGCAAGAGUAGU
Messenger RNA from Lagopus leucura (white-tailed ptarmigan), 1519 nucleotides. RefSeq names its product semaphorin-4D-like. Gene Ontology annotation, biological process: axon guidance; negative regulation of axon extension involved in axon guidance; semaphorin-plexin signaling pathway. Bases 61 to 1155 code for a protein of 364 amino acids. Gene Ontology annotation, molecular function: semaphorin receptor binding; chemorepellent activity. The record is from RefSeq and is a predicted model, not a curated record. NCBI's taxonomy places the organism in Eukaryota, Metazoa, Chordata, Aves, Galliformes, Phasianidae. The transcript is spliced from 8 exons.